Ostreococcus lucimarinus CCE9901 is the source of this 894-nucleotide messenger RNA. RefSeq lists its product with no specific name. The transcript has a single exon. The coding region runs from base 1 to 894 and encodes 297 amino acids. NCBI's taxonomy places the organism in Eukaryota, Viridiplantae, Chlorophyta, Mamiellophyceae, Mamiellales, Bathycoccaceae. Gene Ontology annotation, molecular function: pentosyltransferase activity. The record is from RefSeq and is a predicted model, not a curated record.
AUGAAUGCGCAGAAUCGCUCGGGUGCGGACGCGUUGGCGUGCGAGACGCCGUAUGGGCAGAGGAGUUUGGACGCGCGCGAGUACGCGAGGAUUUGGCGGUCGGGCGCGGCGCACGCGGCGGUUUCGUUGGCGGAUGAACACGGAGGGUGGGAGAGCGCGAAGAAGAGUAAGACAGCGGCGAUACGUACGUGUGCAUGGCUGGAUGCGUGCGCGAAAGAGGCGAAAACAUUGAGGUUGCCGUUGUUUGGGGCGUUGACGGGGGGCGAACACGCAGAGGUGCGCGAAGAGUGUUCGCGUCGAGUGGCGGAACGGGAUGAUGACGUCGUGGGGUACGCGCUGAGCGGGUUCUUCGCCGGUGAAGACGUCAGUACGCGAGGAGCGUGCGUAGAGGCGUCGUUGAAGCACAUCCCGAGCGAGAAACCGCGCUAUUUGUCGGGGACGACGACGGUGGAAGACAUCGUGGACAACAUCGACAGAGGCGUCGACGUGUUCGACGCGAGUUGGGCGAGCGAAACUGCGCAACGCGGGCGCGCGUUUUGUUUCCCAGUCGAUGAAGAAGAUGAUGAGAUGGAAGCAGAAGACGCCGAAUCGCGCGCGACGUCGGGGAGCGACGCGUAUUCCAUCAACAUUUGGUCGACGUCGUACAAGACGGAUUUCACCCCGUUCAUUCGCGGAGACCGCUGUCGCUGCCCCGCGUGCGCCGAGCACACUCGGGCCUACGUGCAUCACUUAUUACAAGCGCACGAGAUGACCGCGGACGUCUUGCUCGAGGCGCAUAACCUAUAUCACAUCGCCGCGUUCUUUGCCGCGGCGAGACGCGCGAUUCGGUGCGGUCGGUGGCAAGAAUUUGCCGCCUUCCACCGCGCGUACGCCCAGCGCGCGCGCGAAACGUAG